This is a messenger RNA of Hemibagrus wyckioides, 2131 nucleotides long. Its product is annotated as cytochrome P450 4V2. Gene Ontology annotation, molecular function: iron ion binding; heme binding; oxidoreductase activity, acting on paired donors, with incorporation or reduction of molecular oxygen. Bases 53 to 1582 code for a protein of 509 amino acids. The transcript has 11 exons. NCBI's taxonomy places the organism in Eukaryota, Metazoa, Chordata, Actinopteri, Siluriformes, Bagridae. The record is from RefSeq and is a predicted model, not a curated record.
UAACAGUACAUUUAAGGCAAGCGCACCUGUGCAGCUCGCGCACUUUGUUCACAUGGCGCGUGCUCUGGGUCUGGUGGCCGCGGGCGCUUGCGUCCUCGCGCUCGUGGUGGCCUGGGUCUCUUACCGGCUGCUCCGGAACGUCAUACGAAUGUGGACCGACCUGAAGCCCGUCCCGAGCAUCGGUGUGGCCUACCCUCUCCUCGGGCACGCGCUGCAGCUUAAGACCAGCGCCGUAGAGUUUUUUUGUCAGGUGAUCGGCUACACAGACGAGUUUCGGAACGCUCCACUGCUGAAGGUCUGGCUUGGACCCCUGCCCUUCCUCUUCCUCUACCAUGCCGAGACUGUGGAGCCGGUUCUGAAUAACUCUCUGCACAUGGAUAAGGCUUAUUCUUAUAAGUUUUUGCACCCCUGGCUCGGAACUGGGCUACUGACCAGUACAGGGAAUAAAUGGCGGAGCAGGAGAAAGCUCCUCACUCCCACCUUCCAUUUCUCCAUCCUGAAUGAUUUCCUGGAGGUGAUGAACGAGCAGGCCGAGGUCCUCGUGGACAGACUGGAUGAUCACGCAGGGAAAAAACCGUUCAACUGCUUCAGCCACAUCACGCUGUGUGCUCUCGACAUCAUCUGUGAAACCGCUAUGGGGAAAAAGAUCUACGCCCAGAGCAACCAAGACUCCGAGUACGUGCACAGCGUCUACCGGAUGAGUGACCUCAUCAGUAAACGCCAGCGGAAGCCCUGGUACUGGCCGGACUUUGCGUUCCAUUACUUCGGUGAUGGUAAAGAGCACAACCACUGUCUGAAGAUCCUGCACACCUUCACUGAGAGUGUGAUUCGUGAGAGAGAGGUGUAUGGAUAUCACGACAUGGAGUCCGACAGCGAAUCCAAGCUGGGAAAGAAGAAGAGGCGGGCCUUCCUGGAUAUGCUUCUGAAGACGACGGAUGAAGACGGGAACAAGCUGACGCACCAAGACAUCCGAGAGGAAGUGGACACCUUCAUGUUCGAGGGACAUGACACUACAGCGGCUGGGAUGAACUGGGCCAUUCACCUGCUGGGGGCUCAUCCUGAAAUACAGAGGAAGGUUCAGCAGGAGCUGUAUGAAGUGUUCGGUGACUCUGACAGACCCAUCAACAAUGAGGACUUGAAGAAGCUCCGUUACCUGGAGUGUGUGAUUAAAGAGGCGCUGCGCAUCUUCCCCUCCGUGCCAUUCUUUGCUCGCACCAUCUGCGAAGACACACAUAUCAAUGGCUACAAGGUGCCUAAGGGUGUGAAUGUAAUCAUACUCACAUACGCACUGCACCGUGACCCACGAUUCUUCCCCGAGCCUGAGGAGUUUCGUCCUGAGCGCUUCCUGCCUGAGAACACGGCAGGGCGAAACCCAUACUGCUACAUCCCCUUCUCUGCAGGCCUGCGCAACUGCAUUGGUCAGCGCUUUGCUCUGAUGGAGGAGAAGGUGAUUCUGGCCUCCAUCUUGCGCUCUUUCAACAUCGUGUCGUGUCAGAAGAGAGACGAUCUGAAGCCACAUGGAGACCUCGUCCUCAGACCCGAGCAGGGCAUCUGGAUCACGCUGGAGAAGAGACACCGCUAACACACACACAUACACACACAAACACAUACACACACACCCAGAGAUGAGCUUAAAAUGGCAGUAAAGCUAAUAUAAGCGUGUUCUAAACUCUCUUCUACAUGCACAUGAUCAGUCGAUGUGUUUUGCACUCACCGCUGUUCAACUGCAGCUCGAGAUGCUCGAGAAUGUCUAGGCCACGGCUUUCGAUUUUCAGUGAGCACUUCGACUGGGGGGCGGAGUCAUCCCAGAAAUAGACCACACCCACCAGGACAUGUGUUUCACAAGAGCGACAGUAUAUCCAUGAUCAGGUUUUAAUGAACCUUUAAAAAAACGUGUUAUAUAAGAAAUAAGAUGAUUUCAGGCGAUUAGCACACGGAUUUAAUUAACAAAGUGUAUUUUAAUGGACUUUAAUGCCUUUGGGUUAUAAGGUUUAAAGGUUUGAAAGCAACUGUUAUCAAUAAAAGAGAUGGGAAAUGCAAACCUGAGAACUUUUCUUCUUUCUGCGAUGUUUACCCUUUAGCUGUUGAAGAGUUCUAGGAAGAUCCAUAUUAAACGUUUAAUUACGAUCAA